AUGUCCGGUCCCACCUUGGACACCGACUUCCAGCUAUUUUCUCCGCGCAAUUCCGGUGGAGACGACUCUCGAUCAAAUGGCCAAUUUAUGUCACAUCCAAUUGGAGAGAAUGUGAAUCAAGACUGGACUCAAUGGAUGCGAUGGGAUGAGCCGAUGUUCUCGGAAGGCGAACAGAAGCCAAUGGCCUCGUCUAUAGAUCUGCCGUCUAUCUCCCCUCAUACCGACAUGAGCUCGCCGACCCAGAAUCAAAACUUCUCCCCUCAUCUACCUCUUGGAUUGAUGGAAAUUCCUUCUCAGCAGAACAACAACCUCCACGGCCACCCCUCUAGCUUCUCGCAGGGCUGGGGUAUGGAUCAGAAACCACAGUCUGGUCUUGUGUCUCCAAUCUCCAGUGUUGGAACCAACCGAAAGAGAAAAACAGGCAGUGAUGACGACGCUACUACAGUGACCGGCCCAGUGCAACCGGGCAAGAAGAUGCCCGCCAAGAAACGCGCUCACAAUGUUAUUGAGAAGCGGUAUCGAGCCAACUUGAACGACAAGAUUGCGGAACUUCGCGAUAGUGUACCCAGCCUACGAACAACUAAGACUGGAGGUUCUGCGGAUGACGACGACGAAGCCGAAGCGAACUCUGCGAGCAAGCUCAAUAAAGCUUCUAUCUUGUCCAAGGCUACUGAAUACAUCAAACAUCUCGAAAUUCGUAACAAGCGACUGGAAGAUGAAAAUACUGGUCUGAAGAAUCGUCUUCGCCAAGCCGACAAAGCUGCUGAUCAGGCUGUCACUUCGUCUGCUUCUGUGUCCUCUCCAAGCAACUAUGCCUCGACUGACUCCGGGUCUGGUACAUCCCCCAGUGUAUUCUCGCAGGCCGAGGAGAUCUCUGGCGAGGGUUCACCCCGCUCUCACAACCCCCCGGAAGGAUUACUCCCGGUGUCCGACUCGUGGAAGCGGAUGCGAGCUGAGACUGCACAGAAAGGAGUCUUCGCUGAGUCAUAUAUCAAGUACCCAUCAUCUUCAGCCCAUGAACCCCAAUAUGCCAGAGAGGACACCUCUGGGCGGCGCUCCAGGAUGCCCAACAAGUACAUGCUGGGUGCACUCGCUGGUCUGAUGGUUCUCGAGGGCAUGGGUUCCGAUGACUCCGAAGGUGAGGCAAAGGGUCUCUUUGCACUUCCCAUUCGCCUGCUGGGCCGUUUGCAAACACCCACUAUGGCACACUGGGAAUAUUAUUUGAAGCACUUCUGGUACUCGUGGCAGGCCCGCGCAUUCUCUCACUUCCUGGUCUUGGCAACGCUGGUCGUUGGCUGUGCUUUCUUCGUCUUUGUCUACCUCUUCAAUGCCCAACCUAUUACACAGCGUGGCUCAUCCAAGUCAAAUUCCGAUAGUCAAAUUGUGCCACUCACAUCCAGUGACUUCCGCCGACAGGCUUGGCUGACGAGUAUGCAACGCGUCGGUGUUCCACGUCAUCGGUUCUUCCGGGAGUGGUAUGUUGUAACAUCAAGAUGCUUCGAAUAUGUCCUGCGCUGUAUGAUGGGCUGGAAGCUGUACUCCUGGGCCACAGGGAUCACUGAAGAGGAUGAGAGAGGCCGUGUCAAGACUUGGGAUAUUGCCAUUGAUGCACAGCUCACUGGCGGUGAUGCCGAAGUUAGCAAAAGUCGCCUUGUCCUAACUAUCUUUGCUGCUGGCACCCUUCCUACCAGUCCCAUGAGGAUGAUCUUGAAGGCUUUGCAUGUCCGUGUUCUGCUUUGGUGUGUUGGAGAGCAAGGCUCUUGGUCUUUCCAUAUGUCGAACGACAUUGCUCGGUCUCUCGCACGAUUUCAAUGGGAAGUCGCUCGUGACCUUAACGACGCAUUGCCCGAGACACACCCCGAUCGGCUCCCAAGUCACCUUGCAGCCUUGGUCAAAUUGGAUUGCGAGGAAGUUAUGAUUGACACUAUUAUUCAACGUGCUGUCAACUUAACUUGGAAUAGGCCGACGCAAGAGGGCACUAGUGAUGAGGAGGUGCUCCUUGAUGUUGUGGAAGAGGAUUCUGCCAUUCAAUGUUCUCAGGAUGCACUCGCCGCCUGGUGGUCCAGCCAUCUUCUGCAAACUGCCCUACUGAACUAUUUCGAGGCAAGCGAGAAGGGUCCGGUCUCCAAGGCAAGCCGCGAUGCUUUCAAGGAGAAGAUCCGCAUGUCUCUCGACGUCGCUCCCCGGCUGUCUGCCGCCUACACCCGCGCCCUCGUCAUGAAAGCGGUUUUCUUUGAACAAAACCGCGUCGAAAACGUGGGUGCUGUCCUUGCAGCUCUCCCUAAUGAGAAGAGAAAGGGAAGUCAAAGCCACGCUUCCAACUUCCUCGAUUCCUCUCUUCCAGUUUCUGUCCGCGAUGAAAUCUCCAUCGCAGUACGCUGUGCCAUGAUCGCUGCGAUCGUCACAGCACGAUCCAACGGCGACAGCACGUCGUUACCCGAAUCCUUCACCAUUCAAAAGGCCAUAAACUGGUUCAACCAGCUACCAAUUGACCCAGUCGAGCUAUCUCUCCUCGGCUUCUCGGCAGUCUAUCACCUCCUCCACCUCCUUGCCUCAGAUGUAGAUUAUAUCGCGUCAUCUGAUUCAUCCUCUCCAUCUACCCCUGUCUCAGAAGCAACCUCCUCCGCCGACGACGAAGCCGAAGAAAAGCCCCGCCCAGCCCGCAAGCUUUCCAUCUGUCCCCGCGACAUCCCAAACCUCGGCCGUGUCUCCGCUGAACUGAUUUAUUGGGCCCGAAACGCUUAUAACCCGGCAUUCUACGGCUUCUCACCCACCCUCGUCGAGGUAGUCGUCGACUCUUGCACGUCAAUCUGCCAAACUGCAGGUAUCAAUGUUGAUGACUAUGUCCACACAGCACCAGACAAGACGACCAACAAAAGACGCAAGCAUCGCCGUCGCAGGGGCGGCUCGAACUUGUCCUCCCAGAGUGAUGCGGACCAGGAUAUGUCCGACUCACCUACACCUCUUGGCAAGCCUCUUCGUCGUGAGCGCUCUGCUAGCAAUGAUACCGGUUAUGGUAGUCUUUCUGUUGAGGAGGAGUUGCAUUAUGUUCCUCAUACUCAGGCCUCUUUUAAUGUGCAAGAAGUCACUGCGUGA
Messenger RNA from Penicillium nucicola, 3096 nucleotides. Its product is annotated as basic helix-loop-helix domain-containing protein. Gene Ontology annotation, biological process: SREBP signaling pathway; positive regulation of transcription by RNA polymerase II. The record is from RefSeq and is a predicted model, not a curated record. Bases 1 to 3096 code for a protein of 1031 amino acids. The transcript has a single exon. NCBI's taxonomy places the organism in Eukaryota, Fungi, Ascomycota, Eurotiomycetes, Eurotiales, Aspergillaceae. Gene Ontology annotation, molecular function: protein dimerization activity.